AUGUGGCUGCUCAACGUUGCCACGCUGGAGCUGGAGGCAUUUUUCGGGGACGACAGGCCAGAGUAUGUGAUCCUCUCGCACACCUGGGAGGACGACGAGGUGCUCUUCCAAGACAUGGCCUCGCCGUCACGGGCGCAGAAGAAGAAGGGCUGGGUGAAGAUUGAUCAGACAUGCAAGCGAGCGGCAGAGGCAGGCUACACACACGCGUGGAUUGACACCUGCUGCAUCGACAAGCGCAGCAGCGCGGAGCUGAGCGAGGCCAUCAACAGCAUGUUCCAGUGGUACUGGGCUGCGGCAGAAUGCUGGGCGUAUCUCGCUGAUUUCGCACUGCCGGAGGGCUGGCAGCCGCCGCGGACGUUCCAGACCAAUAUGAGCGCGACAAAGUGGUUUAGGCGCGGAUGGACGCUGCAGGAGCUGAUUGCGCCGCAGCGGGUGACGUUUUGGAGCAGGGACUGGGUGGUGUUUGGCACGCGCACGAUGCUAGGCCGGGCGAUAUAUGAGAGGACGAAUAUCCCGGAGGAGGCGCGGGAUCGGCUGCAGACGUAUAGUAUCGCGGAACGCAUGGGGUGGGCGGCGAGGCGGAAGACGACACGGGUGGAGGACCAGGCGUACUGUCUGCUUGGUAUCUUCGACAUCAACAUGCCGCUGCUGUAUGGGGAGGGCAAGAAAGCGUUCCGCCGGUUGCAGGAGGAGAUUAUCAAGUCCAGCCUCGACCACUCUAUCUUUGCGUGGGGC
Molecule: messenger RNA, 735 nt
Organism: Pseudovirgaria hyperparasitica
Lineage: Eukaryota; Fungi; Ascomycota; Dothideomycetes; Acrospermales; Acrospermaceae
Product: HET-domain-containing protein
Exons: 2
Source: RefSeq, a predicted model, not a curated record